Molecule: messenger RNA, 5343 nt
Organism: Halichondria panicea
Lineage: Eukaryota; Metazoa; Porifera; Demospongiae; Suberitida; Halichondriidae
Exons: 19
Coding region: 91-1779 (562 amino acids)
Source: RefSeq, a predicted model, not a curated record
AAUAAUUAUUGAGGUCAAAGGGUAAUUUAAAUGGGCAUUAAUUAAAGCACAGAGGCUAUUAACAGGAGUAUUGUAGGGAACGCAUGAAAAAUGGAGCUGGACAGACUCAUGGCUGAGAGACUUUUGUCUAAUGAGGCAGGUCCACAAGCACAUGACAAGGUAUUAGCUGCUCUUAGAGAUACAGCAGCUGCUAUAGUUGAGAGCACUCCUACUCAAGCCCAACACACUCUAGUGAGCCUCCAGACACUCUUCACCACUCACCCUCUCUCUCCCACAACACUCACAACCACACUGGCAACUAUAGAAACUGCUCUCACCAUUUGUUCAUCUGUCAAUGCCUCAACAGAAUUAUCAGACCAUCUUGCAUGUCUCUUCAAGACAACCUAUUCUCUACUAAAGAGUGCUGUGGGGCUCAUGGACACUAUGAUGACCUCUGACCCCCAACUACCGGCAACGCUAACAGCUUUGCUUGGUGUAGCCGCUGCUUCAAUGACCUUUGACCCAUCAAUGGUGGCUGUGUGUUGGAAGGGCCUUGGGCGUGGGCUACCUAAGGUCAAAGGUCAUGCAGUUGCUAUACUCAUAGUCAAAGAGCUGUGUAUUGUGUUAGAGAAGAUAUAUUGCAAGUGUCCAGGGGAAAAAGAGGUCAAAUUAGCUACCUUCCUUGGAAAUCUUCUGUGUCGAACCAUUCAGGAGUGUGAUGAUGGUGGAUGGUGGGAAGGAGAUGUGAUCAAAUGUUGUGUGGCUAUUCUGAGUAAAGGAGAGUGUGUUGUGGAGGAAGCCUUUGCAUUAGCUGAUGCGUUGCUCUCAAUACUGACUCAUAGGAGAUCAUGUCUAGAGCUGCUGAUGACCCCCACCAUCACUAACCAGCAUUGUCUGGGCAGACUGUUGUGUCUCUGUGUACUUGUUCACCACCUCCCCAAGCUACAAGAGGAGUUGAUAGAGUAUUGUCUGGGGCCUCUAGUGGAGACCAGGGCAACGUGUCCACUAGUUGAGUCCCUCUUGAUUUGCCUGAGUCAGAACUAUGUGUGGUUGCAGGUUCCUGUCAGAGUACCAGGUCCUAAGAUGGAUGGCAUGAUAACUCUAAAGAGUGUGUCCCUGUCUGAGUGUGUGGCCUGCAGUCUGAGUCUCCUCACUCUCAUCACACCCCCUCAAUAUCUGGGCCAUGUGGAGUGGAGUCUGUUCAGAGGUGUCCUCUCACCACUACUUCAUGUAUCAUUACUGGCCAUUGAUGCUCUGUUCUACCAUGCUAGACGAUGCUCACAGUCAGUGCAAGCACACUACAUCCAGCUGAGUCAGGAACUUCUGAAACAAAUGACAUCGCAAAGUUUGUCUGUUCUGCUCCAUAGACUCAUGAGGCUGCCUUCUAUCUCUUUGUUGCCUCCACCUUCUCACAUAUUACCUAAUGAUUUGAUUGGGAUGGAAAUGGAUGAGGCCACUGGAACAAGGCUAGCUUCUCAUCUCCUCACACACUCUAAAGAGAACAGUUCAAAUGUGGCCAGAUACUUGAGGAUCCUCAUAUCCUCACCCUCUUGGUUGGUGCAUACCCUGGCAUUGGAAGCAUUCACAGCUAUUGCAAAGGUAUCUGCAGACACUACGUAUGUGGAGAGUUGUGUGCCUCCUGGAUACACUGAUGCUACUCUACACUUCCUACAACAGAGGGCUAGUGGAUAUUGGUCAGAGGAGACUGUGAAGAUGGGUCUGACACAACAAGGACGAAGCUACCUUGCUCAAUCACUGUAUCUCAUCAUUAACUCUGUUACUAUGAGACUUGUAUUAUAAACAAUUUUGGCCCUAACUGAUGCACAAAUCAUAAUUGUUGAACAGUAUAAUGCCUGGAAACCACCCCCCUUUAAUUAUUUGGGUUAUAAUCAGGGUGAUGUGUACUCUCUAGUGAUGUAUAGUAAUUAGGGUGGUACAACCAAGGCGAGUGUAUGCUGUGCUUGUGCUUGUAGCUGUGUGUUGUAUGGGUGACUAUUCUAUUCUCUUCAUGUGCAACUGAGGGAGUACCACCAUACAAUGGACCAACCAACCACUCCAUCAUCCUGCCACUUGAACAGGAGGAGACCUCCACUGAGUUCGUUUCUUGUACAUGAUUCUGCAGCCACACUCUUGACAACGAAUCGGAUCCCUUGGUUUCACCUCAUUCUCACUGUGACACUCUGUGUUUGUGGAGUGGGCGGCAUGUGUGGUGUGGCUCCAAUUUCCCCUCCCUUUCAAUGAUGACUGAGUGUCCAUAGCUGGGUAUUGAAUAACAGUUGACCUUUUUUUAGCAACAUUUCUGGUCACUUUUCUCAUUUCCCCCCUCUACUUCAAAAUCCUGUAUGACACCCUUGGGCAGUGUGUGUGUGUGGGGGUGUGCAUAUCUCCACAGAUAUAAGUAUGUCAUGGGUUGCUUGGAUUGGUUGGGGGGGGGGAGCAUUGGGGUUAGGUGUAGCUCCUCCUGAUGCGGCUAGCUGCUGUGCUGGGAUCCAUUUUCGAAAAGCUAAAGGUCUUCUGCAGCAUGCAUGGGAUAAAAGGGGUGGGGCUGGUCUGAAGGUUACUGCGCAUGCGUAUAAGUACACUUGCGGCUGUCUGGGACAGAUUUCGCAAUACCCACAAUAAGUACUCUUGCGGUCCUUAUCGGUGGGAACUGCCGGUCUCCAUGGCAUCUCCACGAAGACUCUGACGUCAAUCGCCUGGAAUAUUCCCAGAUCCAGUUCCAGAAGCUCAGUUCCUUUGAAGAAGCUCAGUGUCUUGCUGGAAGAGAAUCAUUGCGAGCCUUCCACGGUGUUGCAGAAUCAUCGCGAGCCUUCCAUUGUGUUGCCUUCCUGCGGAGCAGCGCGUGCAUUCUUCAGCCAUGGAAGGAUAGGAGCUGGAUCAUCCGAAGCAGUGCAGGCUGCAGGAGUUAUUUGUAAGUUGAAGCCGUACGUCUGCAUGUUCAUCUUGUCUUGUGUGUAGCUUGUUGCAUGUGGUGUGUGUGUAUGUUAUUGCAGCUAUUGAUUGGAUUGUUCACUCUCUGGCCUUUAAGUGUAUCGGUGUUGCUUGGUUUGUUGAGAGUGGAAUGUUUCUGUUUCUGAUAUUCCUUGUGUCUAAGUGUGGUGGCCUCUUCUUGACUGUGAGGUGUGUAGGUCAUGCAGCUUAAUAGAUACAUACUUGCCAGCAAAGCGCACGUUGAAUGCAUGUAUGCAUGGCUAAACUCGUGUUAAUUGGUGUUGCGCUUAUAAUUUGUUUUUCAUGUACACGUGGCUAAGAGUCCAUUAUUCUGCAUGGCCUUGAACCUUUUGGUGGGGGGGGGGAGGGGUGGGGGUGGUGUCCGUAGCACUAGAGUAAUCAAUCAGAAUGUGUGUGAAAGGUUCUUCAACAGUCGGGUCGCAGGACAGCAUCUUCUUGUUCUUGGAACCGUUGUCGAACCAGCCUUCGGGGUGCAACGAUUGAUUAUUCAUGGCAUUCCAGUCUACGGAGGGAACACUCUGUUGUUAGUACCUGCCUAAGGGGAAAGCAGCACAGGGUAUGUUCCCCCGGGAGCAUAUCCUGUCAUAAUAGGGAGUGUUGAGAUCUCGUUAUCUGUUCCAAUAGUUAGUUAGCUAGACAUUAGCUAGUUAGUCGACUGCUGGUUCCUGGCUAUGCUAUGUGAAGGCUUAAAUAUGCUUUUUAUGAUGCCUUUUUUUAGUCAGGUGGAUGGAAUUGGUAAGUUCAGGCUUCAACUAAACCCUAGGUGCAUGUGCCAAGGGAACUGUAGCCUUUGACUGGCUUGGUGGAAGAGUAGUCUUGAGCACUUGUGCAAACCUUGCAUGCCAGGCUUGUUACAACUGGAGUCGACAAGUGCUUCAAGAGCAAGGAGGUGUUAUCUCUGUGAGUCUACUGUUGUUGAACCAUCCCACACAUUCUGGUUGAUUACUUCUGUGCUCAGUUAAUGGUACUCACAGUCACAGGGUCCCUUUAGUUUAGUAUGCCCUUAUUGUAUUAGUCCCUUGGGCAAAGAAACUACUGGACUACUGGUGGUGGUCCUCUUGUGGUUGAUUUGAUUGGUUGUGGUUGGUUUAUUAUGGGAAGUUCUGUCUUCUCUGCACAGUUGGUGCAUGUGGAUGAGAAUUAUUUUUGUGUCUGAAUUGGUGGUCUUGUUGUGUAGUCUUGCUGUUGAAUUGAUUGGUGGUUGUUCUCAUCUCUUCUCUGCACAGCACAAACAGCUAUAUAGUUUGCUAUUAAUUUUGUUGUCUGGUGUUAUAACAUUGUAUUGUAUAAUUAUGUGUAUUGAUAAUACUAGGCUGAUGGUUGUCAGCUGUGGUGGUGAUUGGCUGGUAUUGUAUUGUGUGGAGUUGAUGGUUUUGUUUGAACUGCUGCUCUCAUGCAUUUGCAGUCACAAUGCACACACACACACAGCUCCUCCUACUAGCUGCUGUACUAGUGUUCCAUUCUCUCACUGCUUUUGUCUCCUCUUUCCCCCAGGUACAGACAAGCCAUGCUGAAUCCUGGGAGAAUCACUAACCUGAUCAAUGUCUGCAUAAUUAUUAUUAUUAUUGCAGGUUUAAAGGGGCGGGGCUUGACUGUACGCCCCCACAUCUCUCUUCAGGGGGAGGGGCUCAGGUCUCAACGCCCACUAAUUACUAUCCCACUAUAAGUAUUACUGAUCUAUAGAGAGGUGAAUUGUCUCUGUAUGUAUGCAGCCAUGGAUACAUUAAAGAUGAGUAGGGCUGGCUGGCUACAUGUGAAGUGUGUCGUAUAUUCUGUGAUGUGUAUAGGUAGAUGUCUGCAUAGCAAAAGAUAGCCACUGUAACAGCAUGCACACAGAUGAGUAGCUAGCUAUGUUGUGUGGCAAGUCUUUCAUGCUCUCUGUGUGUAGGUUGAUUGUGUGUGGAGGAGCCACUGUAACAGCAUACACACAGAUGAGUAGCUAGCUAUGUUGUAUGGCAAGUCUUUAUGAUCCCCAAUGUAGGUUGAUUGCGUGUGGAGGAGCCACUGUAACAGCGUACACAGAAUGAGUAGCUAGCUAUGUUGUAUGGCAAGUCUUUCAUGCUCUCUGUGCAGGUUGAUUGUGUGUGGAGGAGCCACUGUAACAGCAUGCACACAGAUGAGUAGCUAACUAUGUUGUAUGGCAAGUCUUUAUGAUCCCCAAUGUAGGGGGAUUGCGUGUGGAGGAGCCACAUACACACAGAUGAGUAGCUAACUAUGUUGUAUGGCAAGUCUUUACGAUCCCUCCAGGUUGAUAACUUGGGAUGGACAGCAGUAACCAACACUAUGAGCAAUUAAGCAGCUUGACUUAUUCUGAUGGCUGCUGCAAACAAUGAUUGUCGUUGUUCAUGUUUUGUAUUUUUAUGACAACAUUUAUAAUUCUUUUAUCAAUAAUAAAUAAUUGAGAGUUGACAA